AAUAUUUUUUAUUGUUCUCAGCUUUGUUGUCGUCUGCAGAAAUAAAUUUAGUUAAGUUUUUGACAUUCUUAAAGCUUAGUGAAUAUGUCUGGACGUGGCAAAGGUGGUAAAGUGAAGGGAAAGAGCAAGACUCGAUCUAGUCGUGCUGGACUUCAAUUUCCAGUGGGUCGUAUUCACAGAUUAUUACGUAAGGGUAAUUAUGCUGAACGUGUAGGUGCGGGAGCUCCGGUUUAUCUUGCUGCUGUCUUGGAAUAUCUCGCCGCCGAAGUGUUGGAGUUGGCCGGCAAUGCUGCUCGUGACAACAAAAAGACUCGUAUUAUUCCCCGUCAUCUUCAACUGGCCAUUCGAAACGAUGAAGAGUUAAAUAAGCUCUUGUCCGGCGUGACCAUCGCCCAAGGUGGUGUUCUGCCUAAUAUUCAGGCUGUUCUUUUACCUAAAAAGACAGAGAAGAAAGCCUAAAACUGUCUUCUAGCAUCCCCGCAUUUUUCGAAAUUCUCAUCUAAUCAUUCCAAAACCUCGCUGUGUUUUUAGUUUUGCGGACUUGUGGAUUUUAUUUUCUAUUUUCGAACAUUAUUUGUGAUUUGUAUAAGUGUAAGCUAGCUGUAAUAAAUUCAUUUCGUUUAA
Messenger RNA from Parasteatoda tepidariorum (common house spider), 624 nucleotides. Its product is annotated as histone H2A. Gene Ontology annotation, cellular component: nucleosome. Gene Ontology annotation, molecular function: structural constituent of chromatin; DNA binding; protein heterodimerization activity. The record is from RefSeq and is a predicted model, not a curated record. NCBI's taxonomy places the organism in Eukaryota, Metazoa, Arthropoda, Arachnida, Araneae, Theridiidae.